This is a messenger RNA of Leopardus geoffroyi (Geoffroy's cat), 4629 nucleotides long. RefSeq names its product galactokinase 1 (gene GALK1). Gene Ontology annotation, molecular function: ATP binding; galactokinase activity. The coding region runs from base 111 to 1718 and encodes 535 amino acids. The transcript is spliced from 8 exons. Gene Ontology annotation, cellular component: cytosol. The record is from RefSeq and is a predicted model, not a curated record. Gene Ontology annotation, biological process: carbohydrate phosphorylation; galactose metabolic process. Lineage: Eukaryota; Metazoa; Chordata; Mammalia; Carnivora; Felidae.
AAAGGGCCUGUAGAAAGCGACUCCCUGGUCACCACCCAAACUUGGCUUUCCUCAUCUCAAUUUACGCAUCGUGCCAGGCCACCCUCUCAGAGACCCAAGAUCAGGGUCUGAUGACCUCUCACGGCGGCAGGACUCUAGGACCUGGGAGAGCCCUUUGGGAAAUUCAGGUCGGCUGGAUGCCAGCCCUGCUACUCUGGCUGUGGGUGAAUGGCCUGGCCGAUGUUGGUAGCAGAGAAAGGGGCACCAGGGCCAGGGAAGGGCAGCUCAGAUCUUCCAGUCCAGCCAAUACCACUCUAGUGGGCACCCGCCGGUCUCUUCCAAAGUCCGCCGCCCGCCGCGGUGGGGUGGGGGGGAAGAUCCUUCCGCAGUCGGGGUGUAGGGGAGAUCCCAACCCCGAGCGCCCAGCAGGUGGCUUGGGCCGCGAGGCGCGCCGGGGCGGGCCCGGCGCGGCGGGGGCGGGAGGAGGCCUGCGGUGGGGGCGGGGGGCGCGUGCAGGAAUGCGCGCCGCCCCCGCGCGGCCCCGCCCCGGGCAUCCCGCGCCGACCUGGCCUCGCUGCAGGGUGAGCAUCAUGGCCGCUUGGAGACAGCCCCAGGCCGGGGAGCUGCUGGCCGAGGCCCGUAGAGCGUUCCGGGAGGAGUUCGGGGCCGAGCCCGAGCUGGCGGUGUCGGCGCCGGGCCGCGUCAACCUGAUCGGGGAGCACACGGACUACAACCAGGGCCUGGUGCUGCCCAUGGCGCUGGAGCUUGUGACUGUGCUGGUGGGCAGCCCCCGGGCAGACGGCCUUGUCUCCCUCCUGACCACCUCCGAAGAUGCUGACGAGCCCCGGCGGCUCCAAUUUCCACUGCCCACAGCCCAGCGGUCGUUGGAGCCCGGGACCCCCCGCUGGGCCAACUAUGUCAAGGGAGUGAUUCAGCACUACCCAGCUGCUCCCCUCCCUGGCUUCAGUGCAGUGGUGGUCAGCUCAGUGCCCCUGGGGGGCGGGCUGUCCAGCUCGGCGUCCCUGGAGGUGGCCACAUACACUUUCCUGCAGCAGCUCUGCCCAGACUCCGGGUCCAUAGCUGCCCGGGCUCAGGUGUGUCAGCGGGCCGAACACAGCUUCGCAGGGGUGCCCUGUGGCAUCAUGGACCAGCUCAUCGCACUGCUGGGGCAGAAAGGCCACGCGCUGCUCAUUGACUGCAGGUCCCUGGAGACGAGCCUGGUGCCGCUGUCAGAACCCAAGCUGGCCGUGCUCAUCACCAAUUCCAACGUCCGCCACUCGCUGGGCUCCAGCGAGUACCCUCUGCGGCGGCGCCAGUGUGAAGAAGUGGCCCGGGCGCUGGGCAAGGAGAGCCUUCGAGAGGUGCAGCUGGAGGAACUGGAGGCUGGCAGAGAGCUGGUGAGCAAGGAGGGUUUCCGGCGGGCACGACAUGUCGUGGGCGAGAUCCGGCGCACGGCCCAGGCCGCGGCUGCCCUGAGCCGCGGAGACUACAGAGCCUUUGGCCGCCUCAUGGUAGAGAGUCACCACUCGCUCAGGGAUGACUAUGAGGUGAGCUGCCCCGAGCUCGACCAGCUCGUGGAGGCCGCGCUGUCAGCACCUGGGGUUUACGGCAGCCGCAUGACUGGUGGUGGCUUCGGUGGCUGCACCGUGACCCUGCUGGAGGCUGCCUCCGUUCCCCAGGCCAUGCAGCACAUACAGAUCAGAAAACUGAGGCACAGAGAGGGCGAGCAGUUCAUCUGAUGUCCCACAGCAGAGCCAAAGCUAAAACUGAGAACCAGGGAGUCCAGCCAAGGACCCUUUGUACCACACUGCAGGGAAUCAGGAGGGAAGAGGAGCACUGGACCAGUGGACGGGACAGGGGACACUGCCUCCCUGACCCUGGGCAGGUGGCUGCUCUGAGCUUCUGGGUCAUGCCUGCCUCCUCCCACCUUGUCCCUGGGAGGUGGCCUGAAUGUCCUGACUCCAAGGCACAGCUGGUGAGCCUUCCAGAAGCAAGGCUGUGUUUCCACACUGGUCCCAUGUGCAUGAGCCUACAUGACUCUGUGUGCAUCUGCUCCCAAGCAAGUCUCUGCCUGUGCUUAUACACAGAUGUGCACACGACUGCAUGUGGGCCACGUUGGCUUUGUCCCCUCUGUACCCAGUGCCAGUAUGAUGCCUGCCAGAUGGUCGGCUCUGCAGAUAUCCACCUGGAGCUGAGAGGGACUUCUGGUCUUGACCUCUAGGCCCAGCGGUCAUCGGCCCCUUUGCUUUCUCUGGACACCAGUGACAGCCCCACCUCCUACCCAGGACUUGCUCUCAUGGAUCCCAGGCCCACUCACCGGUGUCGUCGGAGACGCUAGGCCUCUGGCUGCCAGCCGGGGAGCGCAGUACUUCGUCGCUGUACAUGAGGAAGCUCUCGUAGUCCUCCCCGCACUGGGCGUCCACGAUGGGGAUGUCCGGGAUGAUGGGGACUGCAGGGGUGGGAGAGGUGAGCCAGGGACCCAGCCCCCUGUCCUCCCCUCUCCACCCUGUGCCCUGCCCCACCCCCACCCCCCACUCACUGGACAUGGGCCGCUUGGGCUGGGUGGCCAGGUUGAUGAUGGCCUCCCGCUCGGGCCCCCAGCCUGCCCCGUUGCGCGCCUUCACUGUGUAGCGGUAUGGCUGGGACUCCCGCAGGUUCUCAAUGAGCAGCAUCCGCCUCUUAGGAGUGUCCACCAACACCUUCUUCAUGGGCCCGAUGGGUCCUGGGGCAGGGAGAGUGCCUCAGAGGGGUCCUUCUACGUUCCUGCCUGGCCCAGCCCCGCCUCUGCUGUAACAGCACCGCUGCGUGGUCUCUGAAUUGCACGGAGAGGGCGCAGGGGACAAGGCAGAGAGCAAGCAGCUAUUGGAACUCCUGUGUCGUGCUGCGCCCUGAGAACCUGGGUGUGCCUCAUUUAAAGAAGGGUCACCAACUCUCCGAAGGGCUCAUCCUUAAGUGGCAAAGCCAGGACUAGACUCAAGGUGGCCCCACUGUGACCUCUACGGAUUGGUAAACGGUCCUGUGUCCAGAGCGCCUCCACCUGAGGCACACUCCGACAGUGAGGGUGCCUCUGUCUCCUUGUCCACACGACCAGACCCCAAGUGCUCUGUUGAGGAAGUGAAAGUGGAGAUAUCCAGACACCCACCCCAGCUGCCCUGUGGUCACUGGAGCAAGGACUGGAAUAGAGGGGUGGGCUCAGGGAAGCUGCACCUCCGGGCAGGCUGAGGCUUCGGAGAGCUAAGGGGUGGGGAGAAGGGUGGAGAAGAGGGCCGGCAGUGACACGUGAGCAGAGAGCAGAGGCCAGGCAGCUCUCCUCCACUCACACCUAGAAGGGCAGACACGCAGCCCUGGGAGAAAGGAGAAAGUGACCCUCGUUGCUCUGAGCAAGUGACAGCACCUGGGCCCAGACACAGCAAGAAGUGCCCUGCCAUGCUAGAAGGCUUCUGGGAAACCAGAGAAGGCCCAGAAGGAUGGAGGCCAGGAAAGGUCCCAGUUUCCAAAGAGGUCCAAAGGAGGGUUCUGGAAAGUGCUACCUGAUAAGCUUGAUGUCUACCCCCAGCCAACCACUGUGCUUAAAAAGACUUGACUGGUGGAGGCCCGUCAGCCUGGGGGAGGUCUCUAGCUGCCAAGGUGGGCACUGUUCUCCGCCCACCCCUCACAUCUCUUUCAGCUAGUGGGAACAGGGGAGAGGGACGCCCACCAAAGUGCUGACGCCCUCAGCCAGGAGGGCCAUCCAGCACAUUCCAGGACACAGCUGAGACCUCAGCAGACUGAAGCCAUGCCCGAAAUCAUCAGGGAUGAACUUUGGACAGGGUACGUAUCAUUCCUGGGAUGAAAGGCGGGAUCAGAGGAGACUUCCUAACAGUGGUCCAUGGGCAGACUAGGUGUUAUAAACCUGGAACAGGCCAAAGGUGUGAUGUAGCUGUUGAGGUUGCAUGUGGUCUGCUUGGCUGGUAAAGAGCCACGAGCCUGAUGUCUAGAAUAAUCUUGGGGCCCUCUGCCCUUUUGGGCCAUCCCCGAAGCUCUGCGCCUGACCCACGUUAAGGUCCACGGGUCAUGUGGGGUGGUGAGCUCUGCAACCCUGGGACGGAACAAGCAGCAGUGAGGGCACAAGGAGGAGGUCCCUGCACCAGGCGGCAGGUGGAACUGAUUUCCCUCACUUCCUCAUCUUGGCCAUUGGCAAGGGGUGCCCACCCUUCCUUCCAGGACUGGAAAGAAAUAACAGUGUUGCCACGCACUCCGGCCUUGGGCUGUUAUUUGAGAUGUACUUAAAAAAAAAAAAAAAUGGUUUCUCUGAAAUUCAGGGCAUCCUCUAUUUGCUAAUCCUACCAACUCUACUUUGGCCCUACAAGAACCGCGUGAGAGUGAGCCGUGCGGGUUUGCUGUAUGGGAAGCCUUCUCAUGCCUUCUAUCCCCACCUGCCCUGUGAGCUUCUGGGCUUGGUCUCGGGAUGCAACCAGCCCCCACCUGACCACAAACCUGAUGAUGCCUCGGGCAACCAGACCUAUGGGACACAUCCACCAACCGGGACGAUGUGACCUUCCUCCUGCGCCUUGCUCCCUCCCCUUCCUGCUGUCCUAGGGGCAGGAGGGGCCCACGUCCUUACGGUUGUCCUCGUUGACCAAGCCGUAGCAGACCUCGUAGGCCGUGAUC